Messenger RNA from Sorghum bicolor (sorghum), 1679 nucleotides. RefSeq names its product ABC transporter I family member 11, chloroplastic. The record is from RefSeq and is a predicted model, not a curated record. The transcript is spliced from 10 exons. Gene Ontology annotation, biological process: transmembrane transport. Gene Ontology annotation, cellular component: chloroplast envelope; membrane. Gene Ontology annotation, molecular function: ATPase-coupled transmembrane transporter activity; ATP hydrolysis activity; ATP binding. NCBI's taxonomy places the organism in Eukaryota, Viridiplantae, Streptophyta, Magnoliopsida, Poales, Poaceae. The coding region runs from base 247 to 1065 and encodes 272 amino acids.
CUCUGUCAGUUAUCCCAAAUCCAACCAGAAGCCCACACGACUCCCGAUCCUAUCAGUUAGCGGUGGCCUGACCGGCGGCUAGCCGGAUUUUACUUGCGGCUGCCGCCGCCCGCCCGCCUUCGGCCGUGCUCCCCCACCGCAACCUCCAGGUUCACUACUACCAGGGACUUCCUUGAAUUGUCGAUGAGCGCCCGAGCGAGCCCGUGACGGAAGCGGCCCGGUUGCUCCGAAGCUCCGUUCUACGCCAUGCUCGCCGCCGCCGCCACGGCGGUGGCCAUCCCUCCGGCGGCUUCUCAUUGUUUUCCAGCAAAUACGGCCAGGAAAUGGAGGAUUUCCUGGAGAUGUCGGGCGGCAAGAGUCGAGGCUGGGUACUCCCAAUUGGAGGUGAGAAAAGUCACCUAUCGACCUCCUGGAACUGAACAGAACUUAUUGAAGGAAAUUAACCUCUCUCUUCGGGAGAAAAGUUUUGGUUUGAUAUUUGGACGGAGUGGGAGUGGAAAGACCACCCUUUUGCAGCUUUUGGCUGGUCUAUCAGAACCUACCUCUGGGUCUGUUUGCAUUCAGAAGUAUGAUGAUACUGGGAAUCCUAUUGGCUUGCCCGAACUGCUAACUUCUCAACGAGUUGGAAUUGUAUUUCAGUUUCCUGAGAGGUAUUUCUUAGCAGAUACUGUACUUGAAGAAGUUACUUUUGGAUGGCCGAGGCAAAAGGCAGACCUCCGAUUAAAAGAACAGCUCGCUUUAAAUCUUCAAAAUGCCUUUAACUCGGUUGGUCUGACAACCAUCUCAUUAGAUGAAGAUCCACAAGCUCUAAGUGGUGGAUUUAAGAGGCGACUUGCUUUAGCAAUUCAACUGGUUCAAACUCCUGAUUUGUUGCUGCUUGAUGAGCCUCUUGCUGGUCUAGAUUGGAAGGCUCGGGCUGAUGUUGUGAAUCUCUUAAAGGACCUGAAGAAAGAACAUACGAUACUGGUUGUAAGUCACGAUCUAAGGGAACUAUAUCCACUAGUUGAUUACUCAUGGCGAAUGGAAAUGGGGGGAAGUUUGAAGGAGGAAGGUUUGCCUGUGUAAACAUGUUCUUGUCGGUAUAGCUGUCAGACAUGGUGGCAUGUGCAUAUGGUCAUCUGAAUCUAGUAAGAUCAACUACUUUUAAACUUAGAUUUUGCCAGCUCGGAAAUUUCUUGAAGAUACAAUGGAGUCAGAGGUGCAUAUAAAUGAGUUUUUUGGUAAUACAUGGUGACUUGUGCAGGUUGAGAAUCGGCAGAUGAAAAAUGCUAGAAAAGUUCAAUAGAUGGAUCAUGAAUGUUAGUUCUGAACUUUGACUGCUGAAAUGAAGAACAGUCUGUGAUGCAGACAUUGUCGAGGUACCGUGAUCGUUGAACGGUGCUGUUGAAAUUUAGAUUCAGGAUCUAGGGAUAGCUCCUUUGUUGCACUUGCACACAUUGGUAGCAAGGGUUGCAGAAGGCCUGUACACUUUGAAAGGUGGGGUCAAAAUGAUGCUGAUGAUGGUUUGUAAAUGAUUUUCUUUGUUGACAUUUACACUGUAGAGAUUCAGAGAACAUCAUUUACUUGCACUAUCAAUAGUCAGCAUCAUCAAAAUUUGUUGUUCCUUACAAACUUAUUUGUCUGGAAGAAUAUAUUGCGCACAUGUGGAGUGGAGUAGAUUCUUUUCCUCCAAAGAUCUU